UGACAAAUCGGCUGGGGACGGCUGGGGUCCGGCCCCGGGAGGGGGCGGGGCGCACUUAAGAGCCUGGGGCUGGGUGUGGACGGCCGAGGCGGAGCGGGACGGGUCCCAGCUCUCCACCUGGGUCUCCUGUGCAGACGACCGGCAGGAUGGCUGCGAACAAGAGCAAGGGCCAGAGCUCCUUGGCCCUGCACAAGGUGAUCAUGGUCGGCAGUGGAGGGGUCGGCAAGUCGGCCCUGACGCUUCAGUUCAUGUACGACGAGUUUGUGGAAGACUACGAACCCACGAAGGCCGACAGUUACAGGAAGAAAGUGGUUCUGGACGGCGAGGAGGUGCAGAUAGACAUCCUGGACACGGCCGGCCAGGAGGACUACGCGGCCAUUCGAGACAACUACUUCCGGAGCGGGGAAGGCUUCCUGCUGCUGUUCUCCAUCACCGAGCACGAGUCCUUCACGGCCACGGCCGAGUUCAGGGAACAGAUCCUCCGUGUGAAGUCCGAAGAAGAUAAGAUCCCGCUGCUAGUGGUGGGCAACAAGUCCGACCUGGAGGAGCGGAGGCAGGUGCCCGUCGAGGAGGCUCGGAGCAAAGCGGACGAGUGGGGCGUGCAGUACGUGGAGACCUCAGCGAAGACGCGGGCCAACGUGGACAAGGUGUUCUUUGACCUCAUGAGAGAGAUCCGAGCCAAGAAGAUGUCGGAAAACAAGGAGAAGAACGGCAAGAAAAGCAGCAAGAGCAAGAAGAGCUUUAAAGAGAGGUGUUGCUUGCUGUGAGCGCCGAGCGCAGUCACCACGCAGGACCCCGGGCUGGCUCCGCGCACAGGAGACCGGCGUGGCCUUCCUCGUCCUGCUCCCUCCCCGCUGUCCCCAGCCUGCCCUCCCGUGCUGCCCUAACAUGCCGGCCUGGGCGAGGCAGUGGCUGCCGGAAGAAGCGCCCCCUUGCCCCGCAGUGGAGUGGCGUCCUAGCAUCUUUUCCCUAGUUGUUUUUUUUUCUAAUUUUUAUUUUUUACUAUUCCCAUCUUUUGUUUUGAAAUGAAGAUGCCUUAUGAGGGUUUUGGAAGCGGGGGCCGAGGAGAGGCUCCCCCCCCACCCUAAUCAGAAAGCAAUCCACUCGGCUCUGGUGGUGCUGGGAAACCCAGAGGUGUUCCCAGGAAGCUUCCCGGCAUUGUGGGGGAGGGUCUGGAGCACAGCUCGAGAAAAUGAACUUGAAUCAGGCCAGAUAGGCGACCGCCGAGCUCAUAACUCCUCCUCAGUCUCCAGUGUGGACCGGCUAGCGGCAUCGGCUGGUGUUCUCCGACAGCCUCUGGUUUGUGGGCGGGGACCCCUUUUCCGGUGUGCGCAGAGUGGCACGCUUCAUGGAUGAGACGGUUUCCCCCUCGGGCUGAGCCCCCACCUCCUCCCCGCCCCAGGACUCCAUGCCUUCUUCCUGCUCAGCUCUCUGCCUGCACAGGUUCACCGAGCUGCUGCUUCUGUUUCUUUAAGCAGAUCACAGGAGCCUUCCAGGACCCCGUGACCAGAUACAGUUGUAUUCCCAGAUCACGGAGCCAGAGCCCGGGCCACACACUCCGCUACCUCCCAGAAGAAUCAGGAACCCAUGGAGAAAGAUAAGCGAGACCCGCGGCCGCCAACCCCUGAGCACUGGCUGCUGGGGCUAGUCUAAUUCCUGAUCCAGUAGCCUUGCCCGGUGAGGUGGGGGAAGGUUCUCCCUUGUCUUUCUCCUGGUGGCCCUGUCCCAGGCCCCGCAGUCAGGAAAGGUGCACCAUGCGAAACCCGGCCUCUCAGCACAUCGUCCCCCGUUUUUCAGAAGUGCCAUUUUGUGUACAGGUGCCAAAAGUGGAUGGGGGUGGGGAAGCCUGGGGGCCUUUGAACUUGCCCCGGAGACUGCAGACAUCAUGAGCCGACGGCCAAACAAUCUGUAUCACCUCCCAAAGGAUCAUGGGCUUUUUUUUUUUUUUUU
Messenger RNA from Lepus europaeus (European hare), 1950 nucleotides. It is a transcript of the gene RALB, whose product is annotated as RAS like proto-oncogene B. Gene Ontology annotation, biological process: Ras protein signal transduction. The coding region runs from base 147 to 767 and encodes 206 amino acids. Gene Ontology annotation, cellular component: plasma membrane. Gene Ontology annotation, molecular function: GDP binding; GTP binding; GTPase activity. The transcript has 5 exons. The record is from RefSeq and is a predicted model, not a curated record. Lineage: Eukaryota; Metazoa; Chordata; Mammalia; Lagomorpha; Leporidae.